UCUCUCGAACCAGCCAAUCACAUCGCGCUGUUUCAAGGAGAGUCACGAGUGUCCGUGUUGACAGCGUCGUUGCUGCGUUUUUGAAGAAAUAAAACAGUAAAAUAAAAUCCAUAAAACCUCCGGGGGGGAGUUAAGCUGCGUCGGACAUGAACAGCGUCGGGGAAGCCUGCACGGACCUGAAGCGCGAGUACGACCAGUGCUUCAACCGCUGGUUCGCCGAGAAGUUCCUGAAGGGGGACCGGAGCGGAGACCCGUGCACCGAGACCUUCCGGAAGUACCAGCGGUGCGUGCAGAAGGCCAUCAAGGAGAAGGACAUCCCGAUCGACGGAGUGGAGUUCAUGGGCCCCAACAAGGACAAGCCCGAGAGCUGAUGGCGGCGGGGGAAGAAACCCCUAGACAGAUACAUUAGUACUGAGAUCACCGGGGGGGAAGUGCGGCCAUGAGGGCCUACUGAGCAUGCGCAGAAGCAGAGAAGCUGUUGGAGCCCUUGUGUGUGUAUAUGUCAUGGAUGGAUUAAGAGAACAUGUGUAUGAUGUUAGUGCAGAUUUAAACACAAGGAACUGAUCCCAGGACAGUUUUUUUUUUUUUUAAUAAAAAACCUGCUGCUUACUGAGCAUGCGCAGAAGCAGAGACGCUGUUGGAGCCUGUGUGUAUGAUGUAUGUCAGAUUUAAACACACAGAACUGAUCCCAGGACAGUCUUUUUUUGUUGUUGUUCAACCUGCUGCUUACUGAGCAUGCGCAGAAGCAGAGUUUCUGCAGGUGUGUGUGUGUGUGUGUGUGUGUGUGUGUGUGUGUGUGUGUGUGUGUGUGUGUGUGUGUGUGUGUGUGUGUGUAUUUGGACACACACAACUGAUCCCAGGACAGUUUUUUUUUGCUGUUGUUUUUAAACCUGUUGCUUAUAUUCUGGAGUUUCUUUAACAUGAAUGUUGGGCUGCUUGUAGUCGAUUAACCAAUCAUCAACUAUUAUGAUUGUUGUUUAAAUUAUAUGCAUAAAGUAAAGACCCAGAUCAGUC
Molecule: messenger RNA, 1014 nt
Organism: Perca fluviatilis (European perch)
Lineage: Eukaryota; Metazoa; Chordata; Actinopteri; Perciformes; Percidae
Gene: triap1
Product: TP53 regulated inhibitor of apoptosis 1
Exons: 1
Coding region: 147-371 (74 amino acids)
Source: RefSeq, a predicted model, not a curated record